Molecule: messenger RNA, 8571 nt
Organism: Aureococcus anophagefferens
Lineage: Eukaryota; Pelagophyceae; Pelagomonadales; Pelagomonadaceae
Exons: 7
Biological process (GO): DNA-templated transcription
Molecular function (GO): DNA binding; protein binding
Source: RefSeq, a predicted model, not a curated record
AUGCACACGGUUUUGACCUACGAGGGCAUGGACGGCGUCGAGCUGCGCGACGAGGCCGGCGACGGCGCCCUCGUCGGCGCGACGAGCGUCAUGCGCUACCGGGGCGAGGUCGCCGAGCUGCCCGGCGCCGCGCGGUGGGCGCUCGGCGUCUACGACAAGAGCACCGGCGAGGUCACGUUCGAGGCCUGCGAGGCCUACGCCGUCGCCGCGACGCCCAAGUGCCGCGUCGAGGGCGGCGACGACGUCGCCGAUCGGGACAAGUCCUGGCUCGAGCGCAACAUCGCGCUCGCGGACGCCUUCGGGACGAAGAAGAAGCAGAAGCAGCUACGCGCGCGCGUCGCGAACAUGGUCGACGCGGGCUCCGUCUUCGCCGGCGACGAGCUCUCGUCGACGGUCGCGGGCCUCGCCGAGGCCGCCGAGGCCGCCGCCGCCGCCGCGCCCGCGCCCGCGGCCGAGGCGCCGCGCGAGGACUACGCCGCGCUCUUCGGCGACGAGGCGGUCACCGCGGCCAUCGUCAAGCAGCGCGCGUUCCGCCUCGACGUCCAGGCCGAGCAGAAGUUGAAGAGUUGGGUGCCCGCGGACUGGUCGCCCUACGUGCGGGCGCGCCUCGCGAAGCUCGGCCCCGGCGACGGCCGGCUGUCGAACCUCCUGAUCCUGCUCCGCCACAUGCUCCUCUUCCACGCGCUGGACGGCCACGGCACGCUCAAGCUCGCCGACAUGAAGAUGUCGAAGCUCGUCCCCGAGGACGUCGCGCGCCACCUCUACGGCGCCUACGCGCAGGCGUCGGAGAACGGCGCGAGCGUCAAGUACGUCAAGACGCCCGCGCUCAAGGCCAAGCUCCUCUCCCACAUCCUCCUCGCCAUGCUCAAGGCCGAGGGCGGCACGGCGGACAUGGACGCGGUCUCCGCGGAGCUCAAGACGCCCGUGAAGACGCUCGCCGCGCGCUUCAAGGAGCUCGGCUGCGAGGUCAACACGAAGCGCAAGAAGGGCGCCAAGGGCCCGGCGAACACGGCGACGCUCGCGGCCUUCGCGGCGAACGUCGGCGGCGUUGUCACGCCUUUGCCGGACGGCGAGGUCAUGCUCGGGCGCGAGGGCGGUGGCCUGAGCCUCGGCGUCAUGUCGCCGCUCGUAUCGCGGCAGCAGGCCCUGCUCGUGCGCGACGGCGCCGGCGGCCUGCGCGUCGUCUCGCGCGGCCGCGUCAAUCCGACGUGCGUCGUGCGCGACGGCGGCGCCGUCCUGCGGCUCGCGCAGGGCGAGUCCGCCGCGGUCUCGCCCGGCGACGCGAUCGUGCUGCGGGGCGACCGCGUCUUGCGCGAGGGCGCGGGCCGCCUCGUCAGCGACGAUGAGGCGUUCACGCUCGUCGACGAAGAAGCCCCAGAUAUGGACCUGGCGGCGGCGCUCAGCGAGAUCGCGCGGCUCCGGGCCGAGCUCGACGCCGCGCGGCGCGCGCCGGCGACGCCGGCGGCCGCGGAACCGACGGACGCCGAGGCGGCGCCGGCGGCCGCGCCGAGCCCCAUGGAAGAGGAGGCGACGCCGGCGGCCGCGGAACCGACGGACGCCGAGGCGGCGCCGGCGGCCGCGCCGAGCCCCAUGGAGGAGGAGGAGGAGGAGGAGGAGGAGAAGCUCGAGCGUCCGAUGGACUCGCAGGGCACGGUGGCGGCGGCCGCCGCACCGAGCCCCAUGGAGGAGGUGGAGCGCCCGCUGGACUCGCAGGGCACGGUGGCGGCGGCCCCGGCGGCGGCGGAAGCGCGCCUCGCGGUCGACGCGGUCGACGCGCUGCGCCUGACGAAGGGCCUCGAGGUCGCGUCGCUGACCUACACCGAGGACGGCAAGCGCCUCGCGGCGCGCUGGCGCGGCGGCGGCGCGACGUGCGUCGAAGUCGUCGGACGCGCCUGGGCGAUCCGCGACGUCGGCGCCGCGAGCGACGAGGCCCGCGUCGCCCGGGCGCUGGGCCUCGCCGGCGCGCUGGCCAAGGCGUCGGCCGCGCCGCGCGCGGGCGUCGACGCCGCCGUCGCGGCGUUUCUCGACGCGGGCGCGCCGCGCGCGGCCGAGGCCGCGGAGGGCGACGACGACGACGACUCGGUCGGCGACUUCGACGACGACCCCUGCGCCACGUCCGCGCUCGUCGCGGCGGAACUCGACUCCGAGACCGACGACUCGCCCUACGAGGCGAGCGGCGACGACCAGCAGAGCGGCGCGGCGCCAAAGGCUGAGACGCGGGGGAGCAAAUUCGUCGAGCGGCUCCUCGCCGGCGCUGCGGCGGAAGGCGUGUCCGUGGCGUCCCUGCGCUGGGACGGCGACUCGCUCCGCGGCGUCGUCACCGGCAGCGGGGAGAAGCAGGUCGUCGUGACCGUGGAGGUCCGCGCGGCCGGCGACGCCGUCGUCCUCCGGGCGUCGUGCCGUCGUACCAAGGGAGACCAGAACUGGGGGGCGGGCGUCGGGCUCGCGGACUCGGUCCCCGCGCUGCAGCUGCUCCGCUUCGCCGCAAACAAGCCCGGCGACGUUGCUCGCGUGCAGGACGUCGCGGCAGAUGCCGCCAAGCUCGCGCCCCAGGCCGUCGCCGACGUGCUCCUCCACGCCGUCGCGACGGCCGCCGCGGGGACGACGUCGGCCUACGAGUGCCUCAAGGCGGCGAUCUCGACCGCGGCGCCGGCGACCGCGUCCCUGCUCGUGGACGCGGCCGCCGUCGAGAAGCUCGCGCUGCCGGCCGCGAUAGCCUCGGUCGUGCGCACCGAGCAGAAACCGAAACCCGCGCCUCCCAAGAAGGUGGUCUGCUUCAAGCUUGCGUCGCCCGUGUUCUACGACGCGGCGCGCGGCGUCGUCUUCGGGCGCGUCGUGCGGAAGCCCGACGAAACCGGAGAGUCGUACUUGAGCAGCACCGACGUCGCCUUCGCGGCCGCCCGCGACGGCGAGGGCCUGCGCCUCGACCCGACCCGGUCCUGGAGCGAAGACGACUCUGAGUGGAACCAGCCCCUCAUGACGCCGGCGGCCCUCGCGUUCUCCAAACUCGCGACGGAGGCCGUCGAAAUAGACGCGCUGCGGAGCGGGCUCUUGGCUCUACCCGACGUCCGAGCCGCCGCGGUCGACGUCGCCUUCUCGCCGGCGACGAGCGGCGCGGGGCUCGACGUGGCCCUGCCGCGCCUCCUCGCCGAGGCGGCGAGCGCGGGCGCCGCGUCGCCCGGGGCGGCCUACGUCCGUGACCUCGACGCGGUCGUCAUCGAUGCGGCGGCGCCCAACGACGACCCGGCAAUCGUGGCGCAGGAGAAGCGAGCGGCGACGGCGGUUGCGGCGUACUGCGAGGACGCCGAGGAGGCGUUCGAAGAGGCGGAGCUGGAGGUGAAGAACACUCGCGAGAGCUGGGUCAACGGCGAGGACUGCGGCUGCGAACCAGAGCCGUACGGUCGCGGCGAGUGCCCUUGCGGCAGCUGGGAUUGCUACGACUGUGAAAACGAGCGCGAUAUCGAAUGCAGCUGCGCGGUGGAUGAGAAUCCAUUGCCCGACGCGGUCGAGUUCGUCGGUGAGCGGCUCGAGGAGACGGUCGACCUGCUCCUGGACCGCGCCGAAUCUCUUCCGGAGAACAUCCGCGAGGCGCUGCUCGUGGGCGUCGCGGGCGGCCUGGUCGAGGCUCAAGUCCGAUAUCGGCCCACGAAGAUCAUCAAACCGGCCGGUAAGCCCGUCAAGGUCGGUCCUGGGACCUGGACCUGCCCCAGGGCCGUCACGGACCAGUCCCCAAUCGCGCGUGCGCUCGAUGAUGAGACCAACAAUCGGCUCGACGAGUUGACCGAUCGGGCGGUGGAGCUGGCCAAGGCGGGUCGGCCAGCUCUUUGCGCGAGCCUCGUGCAGCUCCGCCCGACGAACGCUUUCCCCGCCGACGACUUGGCCGAGGCGAUGGCCGCGGCGCCGGAGUCAAAGCCGGUCCUCCUCGCCGCGGUGAACGCCGCAGCCGCGAAGCUCGUCGCGCGAUCGACGCGGCGAUGCUUCGGUCGAGCGUCGCUCGGGUCCAACGCGCUGCGCGUCAAGGACAACUUCGAUAACGCCCGGUCAAACAUCCGCGAGCUCCUGGCGCGGGGCUGGCUCGACAAGUGGGAGACCGUGGCCGGUGCCUGUGCGCUGGACCGCACGGUGAAUCUGCAGCACUGCAUGGAACUCGUCGAUUUUGCGCUCGAGGUCGCGCGCCACGAAGCGGCGCCCGGCGACGCGCUCCCCGCGGUGCGACAGCAGGCCGUCGCGGCCGUCGAGGCGCGGCUGACGAGGAAUUCGCCGACCACCGAUGGGUCCCUCGACAAGAUAUCUGCUCAGACCCUCGACCGCGCCGCGGCGACGCUGCGGGCGAUCGCCGCGGAGGACGCCGGCGCCGGCGCCGCGGCGGCGGCGAAGCGCGCGCUCGACGCGAUCGCCGAGGCCAAGCUCUGGGACCGGUGGCCGGCCGUGGCUCGCGUCGCGGUCGAGCUCGACCGCGGCGCCGAGACCGUCGCCGCCGCGACGCGCGGCGCCGCCGCGCUCCUCGCCCACGACGUCGCCGCUGGCGCGGCCGCCGUGCGCUCGGGCAUCGCCGACGGCUGGCUGCCGGCGGACCGGUCCCUCGCGGUCGAAGCGCUGUCGAGUUGCGCGGAGGCGAAAGGGCCGUCUUGGCGCGGCGCGCUCUUCGAUCUGGCGCUCGACGAGGUGACGCGGCGCGGCGCGGCCGCCUCGCUCCGCGACUCCGUGCUCGACGCGAUCGCGGCCCAGCCGCUCGGCGGGGUUCUCGAGGGCGCGCCGGAGGCGUUCGUCGACCGCGUCGCGGCCCUCCGCCCGGACCUCGCGGUGGCCCUGUGCCUCGCGUCGCUCGACGGCGUCGCCGCCCGGAAGCGUGCGGCCCGCGUGCUCAUCGCGCACGGCUCGGACGACGCGCUGCUGGCCUUUGUGCGGGCCGAGGUCGCCGAGGCCGCGAAACCGAAAGCGACCAAGGUUUCCUUUGUUGCCCAGUCGGCCGACCUCGGCAUGAGUUUCUCGAAGGCGUCCCAAGAGCCAUACACCUCUUCAAGUUACGGGCAGCGGGGGCUCAAGGUGAUCGCCGUGACGGGCGCGGCCGAGGCCGCCGGCGCGAUCGACGGCGAGGCGCUCCGGUCCAUGGGCGAAGAUGAGCUGCGCGACGUACUCUUCGGCGGCGGCGACGCGCCCGGCCCGCGGCUCGCGGCGCGGAAGCUCGCGCUCCGGCUCCAGGCGUCCGGCCCGCCGCGCGCCUGGCCGUCGGCGGCGGCGCUCGGCGAGGGCCUCAACGCCUGGGGCGAGGCGCUCAACCUCCCGCUCGACUGCGACGGUGAGGUGCUCGCGUCGCUCGACGACGACGAGCUCGACGCCCUCCUGGGCGUCGACGACGACGAGGUCCCGGGCGCCGCGAAGGACGCGCUCCGCGCCGCGCGGAACCUCUGCCGCCGCGCGGUGCCGGGCUUCGACGACGCGCUGCCCCCGAAGCCCGAGACGCUCCACGAGGUCGUCGUCGUCGGCUCCACGGGCGCGGGCAAGUCGUCGCUGCUCAACGCGCUCGUCGGCGAGGCCGAGGUCCUGCCGACGAACUGCAUGCGCGCCUGCACGGCGUCCGUCGUCGCGCUCGAGUGCCUCUACGCCGCGCCGCGCGGCGCGCAGUACGAGGUCGAGGUCGCGUUCCUGAGCCGCGACGAGUGGGCCGCGGCGCUCGCGCCCCUCGCGGCGCACCGCGAACAACACGGCGCCGCGGUUCCGCCGGCGGACUCGGCCGCGGGCGCCGCGCGCGCGGCCGCGGUCGCGACGCACGGCGCGGACGCGGCGUGGCCGGCGCCCCUCGAGCACGAGCGGCUGGGGACCAUGAUCUGCUUCGGCGCGAAAGACGCGGACGAACUCCGGGACAAGCUGGACCCCUACGUCGACUCGGCGAACGACGCGUCCGCGCUCCAGCUCUGGCCUUUAGUACGCCGCGUCACCGUGCGCGGGCCCUGGGCGUGCCUCGGCGGCCUGCGCCUCGUCGACGCGCCCGGCGUCUUGGACGACAACGAGGCGCGGUCGCGCGCGGUCCGCGGCGCGCUCGCGACGGCGGACGCGGUGCUCUUCGCGUCGAACGUGCGGCGCGCGGUCAACGACAAGUCCAUCUCCGACGCGCUGCCCCUGUCCCUGCGCCGCGACCUCGCGGCAAACGGGGCCCUCGGCGCCGUCGCCCUCGUCGCGACGCAGAACGAUCUCGUGAACCGGUCGGAGAUCGUCGAGAGCCUCCGGCUCCCCGAGGCGACGACGCGCCUCGACGCGGCCAAGGCGCGCGCGGCCUUCUCGCGGGCCCGCGCGGCGGAGACCUUCUGGGAGGGCGUGCCCUGGCGCGAGCUGCCGGUGAAUUCCGGCGGGGCCUUCGACUUUCCCGUCUUUGUUUGUAGCGCGGUCGACUGUCAGAAACUGGAGAAUGUAAAGACGGGAGACGGGCCGCCGUCGACCUUCGAAUCCGCGGCGGACACGGACGUGCCCCAACUCCGCGCAUUUCUUGCGCGCGUCGCCGCGGGCGCCCGCGGCGCAAAAAAGCCCGGCGCCCUCGUCCUCGAGGCUCUCGCGCGGACCGACGCGUGCGCGCCGCCGGACGGCGAGCCCGACCCGAAGCGCGCGCGGCUCACGCUCGCCGAGGGCCGCGGCCGCCCGGCCGCGCUUCUCGUCGAAGACUCCAACGGCGCGCCGGCGCACGCGGUCGCCAAAAAGCCGGCCUCUCGGAUGAUACCUCGCCAAAAAGGCCUGACGCCUCACCAAGGCCUGUUUGCCGAGGGCGGCGCGCGGCCCGCGGCGGACUACGCGGCGGACAAGCCGCUCAAAGGCUUCAUGCUCUUCUCCAAGGAGAUGCGGCCCAAGGUCAAGCGCGAGUUCCCCGGCCUCUCGUUCGGCGAGCUCGGCGCGAAGCUCGGCGAGCUCUGGCGAGGCCUUGAGUCCGCUGCGAAGGCGAGCUACACGGCCGGCACGGAGGGCCACCUGGACCAGCGCGCGAGCGUGCGGUCGAAGACGAGCGCGAACCUCGCGGGUCGGCGGCGGAGCUCGCAGCUCGGGCGCGACGACCUGUCGACGGGCAGCGAGGCGCCGACGAACCGGCGCAGCGUCGUCCGGCAGGCGCCCGAGCCCGCGGGCCGCAAGGCGCUGCGCAACAUCCGCAAGGCGUCGCGGUCCUACGAGCACCGCGCGCGGAGUCUGGGCGGCUCGUCGCUGCUGCGGUCGGCGAGCGCGCGGCCGUCGACGGCGCCGCCGCCGGGCUCGCCGGCCGCGGGCCGCGCGCGCGCGCGCUCCUUCGGCGAGCCCUCCUCGCCCGGCGGCGCGAGCCUCGCCAGCGACGACCGCACCUUCGACGGCGCGACGGUCAUGACCGGCGAGGAGGGCCUCUUCCAGGAGUCGUGGUCCGAGGCGCGGCUCGCGCCUCUGCUGCAGAAGACGGACCGGCGCGAGGACUUUGACUACCUCGACGACAUGGAGAUGGACGAGUACCCGCCGCCCUACCUGAAGCAGCGCACGCAGGACGCGAACAUGCGCACGCUCUUCGGCAAGCGGGGCCGGCCCGGGGCGCGGUCGAAGAAGUGCGCCGUCGCGUUUUUGGGCAGCUUCUCCGUCGCGGCGCCCGUCGACGCGGCCGCGGAGCGGCGCUCGCUCGCCACGUCGAGCCUCGGGCGCGUCAUGGGCCUCGCGCAGAUCGCCCGGGACGCCGAGGCCGACGAGGCGGCGUCGUCCGAGAUCGCGCCCGCGCCCGGCACCGCGGAGCCGUCCUUCGAGGCCGAGAGCCUGCCGACGGCCGCGUCGCUCGUCGACGCGCCGCCCGAGGGCGAGGCCCUGUCGGAGACGCCGUCCGUGGCGAACCUGUCCAAGGACGAGGAGGCCAAGUACUUCGGCGACGACGCGCGCGCGAGGUUCGCCGCGGCGUUCCGCGCGUUGUCGAAGCAGGCGGCGAUGGUGACGUCGCUCGACGAGCUCAAGAUGGUGGGCCCCGUGGACUACGUCCCGGAGCUCGACGACUCCGACGACGACGACGACAGGGACCCGGGCAUCUUCGCGGACCCGGCGAGCCCGCGGCACCAGUUCCUCAUCGAAUUGGUGCGCAUGCGCGACCUGCCGCCGGAGUGCGUGCUCCUGCGGCGGGACCUCACGACGACGCUGAACCUGAGCCACCGGGGCCUCGGCGACGGCGUCGGCGAGGUGCUCGUCAAGGUCCUGCCGAAGCUGCCGGAGCUCGGGGAGCUGCUUUUAGCGGACAACCGGUGGACGGACGUCACGAUCGGCCCGCUCUUCCGCGCGCUCGAGAAGAUGGGGCCCAAGCUCAAGACGCUGGACCUCUCGCAGAACGAUCUGGACUGGCGGUCCGCGGCCCAGCUGUCGAGCUUCAUCAAGCGCAAGGUCUGCGGUUUGGUGGAACUCAGGGUGGCGCACGCGGACUUCGACGAUUCGGAGCUCGCGUCCGUCAUGGACUCCGUGAAGACGAACCGGACGCUGCGCACGCUGGAUCUCCGGGGCAACGGCAUCGGCGGCGCCAACGAGCUCUACGGCGCGUCGGGCUACGCGACGAAGAUGGUCAAGGUCAAGGCCACGCCCAUCGCCGGGAAAGCG